Messenger RNA from Meloidogyne enterolobii, 532 nucleotides. The record is from the annotation of a GenBank genome assembly. NCBI's taxonomy places the organism in Eukaryota, Metazoa, Nematoda, Chromadorea, Rhabditida, Meloidogynidae.
UAUGGAUUUGUUUUUAUUUUUAAUUUUUGGCCUUAAAACUUAUUUAAAAAUUUUUUAUUUUUUUCGCACCCCCUUAGGGCACAAGAAAACAAUUAAAAAUAUGUAUCUGUACUGGCCAUUGUUGUGUGUUAGUCAGAGAUUUUAUUUCUCGGAAUUAUUUUUAGAUAAAUUUUCCAAACCUCGAAGUUUCAUUUAAUUCUAAAAAUCUUCUUGAUAAAAAUUUUUAUUUUUAAAAUUAAAUUUCAAACAGAUUAUGAAAUAUAUAUGCCAUCCUCUAUUUUUUUCCUUUUUUAUGUCCAAUCUGCAAAUAACUAACCACGCUUUUUCCCCCUCAAAGUAAAUUUAAUGAGCGCAGCGACCAGCUGCUUUUACUCUUUUUUGGAGUUAUUGUUAUUUACAAAAUUGUGUCUUUUCUAGUUAUUCCUAUUGUUUUUAUUUUUUUACUCAAAAAUUAUUUUUUUUUGUUUUCUAUGCCAAUUUAGAAAAAAUUGAAGAGAAAAAAUAUAUAACAAGCUUUGUUUUCCCCUCCAUU